Adineta steineri is the source of this 1659-nucleotide messenger RNA. NCBI's taxonomy places the organism in Eukaryota, Metazoa, Rotifera, Eurotatoria, Adinetida, Adinetidae. The record is from the annotation of a GenBank genome assembly.
AUGGGACGAUCCCAACGACUCUAUAUUUAUAUAUUAAUUGGUUUUUUUAUUUGGUUUAUAGUUUUUAUUAGUCAAAUUUUAUAUUUUUCAUCAUUUUCUGUUCAUAAUUAUUGUUGGUUUUCAUCUUGUAAAAAUAUUUUCGUCUCAUCUCGAAUUCCUCCUAACAACCAACAGAAAAUUUUAUCUUCCUAUGAAAAAUCUCUUCUAACACGUAUUCACCAUCAACCUCUUUUACAACAAUAUGAAUCUCGUCAUGUUAAUUUUCUUCAUCUAAUUAAACCAUCAGUAAAACCAAAUAAAUAUUUAAUUUAUACAUGUAAUCAACCAUGUGGUGGUUGGGGUGAUCGUACACGAAAAAUAGUUGGUGCUUAUUUAUUAUCAUUAGCAUUAAAUCGUACAUUUCUCAUAAAUAUGACAUGGCCAUGUUCCAUAACAAAUUUAUUAGAACCAAAUUUUAUACAAUGGAAUCAAACAAUAAAAAAUCUUUCUCAACGAACAAAUCGUACGAUUGAUAAACUUACUUCAUCGGAUAAAGAUUAUGAUGAUGUUUUAUCAUGGAAAAAUAUUGAUAUAAUCUAUUUUAAAGUUAAAGAUUUAAGUUAUUAUCGAUUAAUAUUAUGGCGUGAUGAUUUUUAUCGUAAUCUUGAUUUAGAUUAUGGUUUACAUCGUUCAAUAUUAUUUGUUCAUAGUAUAUUUACAUUAGUAUAUGAAUUAUUAUUUAAAUUAAAACCUCAUCCACAAUCUCAUAUGGAUGAAAUAGCAGAAAAAUUUUCUUUAAAUUCACUUCAAUGUGCACAUAUACGUAUUGGAAAAAAUCCAUCAAAUCCAAAUGAUGUUGUUUUUCCAAAACGUGAACAUAUGAAUACUAGUGUAAUAGGAUUUUUAAAAAAUAAUUCUAAAUCACAUGAAAUAAUAUUUGUUUCAACUGAUUCUGAACAAGUACAUACAUAUGCAAAACAACAAUUUCAUUCACGUUUAUUAACUGUCGAUGGUAUGAUACGUCAUAUUGAUCGAUCAGGAAAAAAAUUUGCUUGUCAUGGUUUAGAAAAAACUAUAUUAGAUUUUUAUAUGAUUUCACAAUGUCGUACAAUGAUUAUGAGUAAAAGUGCUUUUAGCUUUUGGGCAAAUAUGCGUCGAUUGAAACCUUAUGAAAAUUUAUAUUUAUAUUGUGAUGGAAUUAAGAAAAUACAUGGUACAAGUGAUUAUGAUCGAUAUCCUUAUGUAUCAUCAUUGUCUUGUUAUCAAUGUUCAUCAAUUAAUGGAACUAAUCCAAUCUGUGAAGAUUCAUUUCAGGGAGAUAUAGUUGGUAAACCAUCACUUCUUCAUACUCCAUGUAUGACUCAAUUACGUGACCGUAAAGGUUUCUUUCCUGCAACAUAUUGUAUUAAAUUAGUUGCUUACUCGGAUGACUCUAAGCCUAUUCAAUAUAUAUAUCGAACGUGUGGUCGAGAAGAAGCUGAUGAUAAUGGAAUAAAUCGUGUUAGUCAUUGUGGUUUUAUAAAACUUCAUUGGAUUCAUCCAUUUAGACGAUUUCGAAGUUGUUUACAUAUAUGUGAUAAAGAUGCGUGCAAUCAAGCUAAUUAUUUUAUUUAUUCAAUGUGGAAAAUUAUAUUUUGUUUUAGUUUAUUAUUUAUAAAUUCAUAUGAAAGCUUUAUAUAA